CCUGCCACCUAGCGGCCUCCGGGGGAACUAAGUAAACAAACAUUGACUUGAGGAAUCGCUCGAGAGUUACACGUGUUGAAGAUGAAGGAAGGAGACGAAUCAGACCAAGAGGCCUUUUUAAGGAACAGAUCAUUAGACGAAUAUGUUAAGACGGUAAUGACACAUAUCCGAGGGUGCCAGAAGUUGAGCUUGGAGCUUCAGGGAUGGCACCAUUACAGCGACUAUGUUGGGGUCCGAAACACCAUACAGGAGGUCAACACGAGGAUUACAAACUUGAUUACCAAUAUCUUCCAACACCAAGACAUCAAAUUGAAACUGACUCACACAAAAUUGUUAGACCAGUUCGACAUGGUGAGAGAAGGGAACGACGCCCUGCUCGAAAGAAUCAAUUCAGACAUUGAUGAGGCAUCUGGGCUGAAGAAAGACACUGAUUUUGAACCAUCAGUCAAAGUAGUACAGGCACCGUCGUCGGCCAAUACACCCAGCAAGAAUGUCGUCCUCAUGGCCUCACGGAAUGUCCAGAAACCACAGCUGUUCUUCAAGGAAAAAGUGGACAACUCAAAGAAAGAACCCUUUAUUCCUAUGAUCACCGAGAAACCCAAUUCCCUCAAGCCGCUGUCGAUCCUUAUUUGCUUGGACGGAACUCAGGAAUAUUACAGCCACCCAUACGAGUACGAGCUAAACCACUGGAUGCCCGAUCCAGCACAGCUCGAGAAGGUGAAGCCAAGACGCCCCAGACCCCUUGGGCAGACUUCCCUGACCAUGGUGACGGAGGUGCAGCAGCUGGAGGCUCUAGUCAAGGAGCUGAAAACCUGCUCUGAGAUCGCGGUCGAUUUGGAGCACCACGCCUUCCGGUCAUACCAGGGACUCACCUGUCUUAUCCAGGUGUCAACGAGGACAAAGGACUACCUCAUUGACCCUUUGGCUCUCCGAGGCCAGCUCACCAUCCUCAAUGAGGUGUUCACCAAUCCCAAAAUUACUAAGGUACUUCAUGGUGCAGACUUUGACAUCCUGUGGCUCCAGAGGGACUGCGGUGUUUAUGUUGUCAACAUGUUCGACACGCAUCAGGCAGCCAUAGUCCUGGAAUAUCCACACCGUUCCUUGGCUGCAUUACUCUCCAAGUUCUGCGACAUUCAGGCAAACAAGGUGUACCAACGAGCUGAUUGGAGAAUAAGGCCCCUUCCUGAGGAUUUUAUGGAAUAUGCACGGCAAGAUUCUCACUACCUUCUCUACGUGUAUGAUCUCAUGCGGAAUGAGUUGAUCGAGCGAGGAAACCAGCUGAAUAACUUGAUCACAGCCGUCUACAGCAGAUCAGUAGACAUAUGUUUAAAACGCUAUGAGAAGCCAUUCAUUGGACCAGAAAGUCACAUGGAAUUAUACCGUCGAAGCCGCAGAACCUUUGACACAAAGCAGAUGUAUGCACUGAGGGAACUGUACCUUUGGAGAGACAAUGUUGCUCGAGAACAAGAUGAAAGUCCAGAUUAUGUUUUGCCAAAGCAUAUGUUGCUGCAGAUUGCCGAGGUGCUGCCCAAGGAGAUGCAGGGAGUGCUGGCCUGCUGCAACCCCAUUCCACCCCUUGUCAAGACGGAGCUGCUCACAAUCCAUACCAUCAUCAGAGCGGCCAGGGAACAGAAGCUCCUGCCGGUCCUCGAGCAAUCCGUAGAGCAGCAGAUUCCACAAGUCCAGUUACAGAUGGAGGAGCUGAACACAGGUUUGGUGAUCAGCAAGCAUGACCUCUCGACAGUGGAUGAAAAUCCGACUGACCUGCCGACCCUACUGAAUCCCAGGGAGACCUUGCUCGGUGAUCUUUUUUCACAGCCGAGGGUAGACGUCAGAGUGAAGUUGAAGUCCAGGAUGUUCGGCUGCGUGACGAGCCAUUUAAAACACAAGGACAGCUUGCACAGGGAAAUAACAAAGGAGUUCAUGAGUCCAUAUGAGAGAUACACAGCCUACCAGGAACUAAAGCCUCACUUAGACGGAGAGCGGAAGAAGCGAGAGGAGCCUGUCGACGAGGCACACAUUGCACGGGUCAAAGAGCAUUUCCUCUGCCUAAGCAACAACACGCCACAAGAGAAAUCAGAGGCGGAGGAGGCAAAUGUUGUCAUAAAGCAGAAAAGACCCCGACCGUCGAAAGAAAAGAAAAAGUCAGAAAUGAAUACCCCAAUAGUCUUAGGGGACGAGAUCAAAGAAAUGAAAGCGAUGAACAGCGGACAGAAACGUGCAGUGGAUAACGAAGGGGAAGCAGUGAACGGCGAGAAUGACGAGUCGCCAAGCAAGAAGCUGAAGACAAACAAGGCAGAUGGAGACACGAAAGAAGGAGGGAAGGAAAAGAACGAUUACGGAAAGGUGGAGACGAGGAGGAGAAGGAGGAAGAUGAUGGAAGGGAAAAGGGGGAAGAGGAGGAGGAGGAGGAGGAAGGAGCAUGUAUGGAGUCAGGGGAGGAGGAAGAGGAGAAAUCAGCAGCAGGGAGCGCACCCUUUGACUAUGAUAAGGCUGAUUACAGCAUUUUUGAGGGCAAGCCGGGCAAGAAGUUCAAAUCCAAGCAGAAGUACCAGCAGAAGUUUGGUGGGAAGGGCCAAAGGGGCAGAGGCUUCAAGUCGAACAUGAAGAGCUUUUCUUUUGGAAGAGGGAAUACAAGCAGGGGUGGCUCGCGUCGAUGAUUAUGAAUAAUGUAAUGCCUAUAUUGGUAUAAUCUGUGAGGAAUAAUGUACUAUAUAUUAGGGUAUGUGCGUCUAAAGGUGUUCUCAAACCAGUUGCCCAAAAAUGUGUUUAUUAAAUAUAUUGUUUGUUUUUUACUUUAAUCUCUAAUAUAAACAUCGAUAUAGUCCUCUUCAUGCACUUCAAUCAUAUGGUAUGUGCAUAUGUCAAUUAUUUUGUUAAAGUUAAAAGUUUAAACUAACAUAACAUUAAAUGAAUGAUUUUGGGGGCAUUUGGUUUAAAGACCACUUUGGAUGCAAAUGCCUUCAUAUGUUUUAUUUCUUGUCGGAAGAACCUUCUUUGUAAACAGAAAAAUAUAUGUAUAAAAAUGGACAA
Penaeus vannamei (Pacific white shrimp) is the source of this 3033-nucleotide messenger RNA. The record is from RefSeq and is a predicted model, not a curated record. NCBI's taxonomy places the organism in Eukaryota, Metazoa, Arthropoda, Malacostraca, Decapoda, Penaeidae.